Messenger RNA from Suhomyces tanzawaensis NRRL Y-17324, 1381 nucleotides. RefSeq lists its product as uncharacterized. Lineage: Eukaryota; Fungi; Ascomycota; Pichiomycetes; Serinales; Debaryomycetaceae. Gene Ontology annotation, molecular function: hydrolase activity. The coding region runs from base 1 to 942 and encodes 313 amino acids. The record is from RefSeq and is a predicted model, not a curated record. The transcript has a single exon.
AUGCCUCACGAAAUAAUCCUCGAAAACGGUCCACUAGCGUUCACCACUCUCAGUAACCACUCGGCUGCUGACGUAUUCACCACCACCAGCCGGAAAUGGAACCGAGUGGUGCUUCUACUUCACGGAUUUCCCGACGACCACACCACCUUCCAGCCCAUUUGGCAGAAGCUCCUUGAUGCAUUCGAUGGCUCCAAAGUGUUGCUUUUGGCUCCAAAAAUGAGAGGCUACGAGCGGUCCAGCCAGCCCUCUCCACCUGCUUACUCGCUCAAAGACAUUGCGGGGGACGUUAGGUCAUGGAUCAUUAGUCUCAAUGCGUCCAGCGUCCCCGUACACAUCAUUGGCCACGAUUGGGGAGCCGUGGUGUCCUAUGAGACUGCCACGUUAUAUCCCGAUCUCGUGUCAUCCAUGGCAUGUCUUGCCAUUCCAUUCGUCAGAGGCAUCAAGCCCUGGACACUUGUGGGUGCUGCACCCAGCCAGCUUUGGUUGUCGUCUUACAUGGUCAGAAUGCAAUUACCCUUGUUCUAUUUGUCCAGGCUCCAGGAGACAGGAGAUGACAGCUAUUUGGACUACUUGUGGAAAACUUGGUCCCCCACCUGGAAAUACUCUAAGAACGACAUUGCCCGCCUAAAGGCUGCUUUUGCAGACGAAAAAGUCGUACAUUCUACCACCGCCUACUACCGUGGAAUCGCGGAUCCCAGAAACGUAAAGCAGUUGCGCUUUGACAUCAACUUUCAAAAGGUGCCCACCCUUGUAUUGGGGGGACAGGUGGACGGAUGUAUGUCCCGGGGCUUAUUUGAUGUUUCCAGACAACACUUUGCACACAUUCCGAACCUUCGCAUAGAAGUGGUGCCUGGAGUGGGGCAUUUCAUGCACAGAGAAGACCCCGAAGCAAUUAGUGGUUUGUUGAUCGAGUGGUUCCAGAAGCACCAAACUCCAAACUGAGAUACUAAUAGGAAGCUACCAGGAUACGAAGGCCAUGCCAGUAUCUCCGUCUUAACAGCGCACGGAGUACUGGGCCCGUGGACUUUGAAUGCCGACGAUCAUUCGAUCGUCGAUGUAAUUAGGCAAACGGUUAUGAAUUAUGCUACAUAUAUGAAAAGCAACUGACUAUACUCACGCUGACGAUCCACCUACAUGUAAAGCGUGUUGAUCAUCAAGAUUUUUUAGUAGGGCCGUAGCCAAUUUCAUAGUCUGCCGACAGGUACAUCUCGGGAAUUAGCACUAUUUCGUAUUUUUUGGCCAAAAAAUCCAAAAGCCGAGAUGAAUUCGAUUUUAUUAGAUGCCUAUAUUUUUCCACCGUGCUUACUUAAUAUUAUUCUGCGUCAAUAGACAAGCAUUAUUUUUAGUACCACAUUUACAUAAUACAUGAAAUCCAUCCGAA